GGCGAAGGCCGGCCGAUCAAUCCACCAGAGAGCCUACACCUCUCUCUCUCUCUCUCUCUCUCACGACUCUCUGUGUCGAAGCCAUGGCUGCUGAUGCACCGGAAGAGCCCGAGACUCUCACAGGUGACGCAGAUGAUGGUGGCGGCGACUCGACGUCGAUGAGGCUCCGACGGAGGCGGGCGUCCGCUUCCGAAUCGGAGGGCGCGGUGGAGGAGCGGAACAUGAACGGAAGGGGGAACCGGGGCAGCUGCACGGCGGAAGAGAGUCAUGCCGGCGAGCAUGGACAGGACCUGUCCGGGAUUGCGGAGAAGUUUGCGUUGCGGGCGGCGGCCCCGGCUCACCGGAGGAUCAGGGAGAGCCCGCUCAGCUCUGACGCGAUCUUCAAACAGAGUCAUGCUGGGCUCUUUAACCUUUGCAUCGUUGUUCUCGUUGCCGUGAACAGUAGGCUUAUUAUCGAAAACAUAAUGAAGUAUGGGUUGCUAAUUAGUUCAGGUUUUUGGUUUGGUUCAACUUAUCUUAGCGACUGGCCUCUUCUGAUGUGCUGUCUUACCUUGCCAGUUUUCUCUCUGUGUGCAUUCCUGGUUGAAAAGCUGGUGCAACAUAAAUUCAUUUCUGAACCAGUUGUUGUUCUGCUUCACAUAGUGAUUACAACAUCUGUGAUCAUGUAUCCAGUUUUUGUGAUACUGAGGUUUGAUUCUGCUGUUCUCUCUGGCAUUGCGUUGAUGAUGUGUGCUAGUAUUAUUUGGUUGAAGCUAGUGUCCUAUGCACACACAAACUAUGACAUAAGGACUCUAACCAGGUUGAAGGAGAAGGGCGAAGGAUCUUCUUUCCUGUCAAAGCUGGAAUCUCCAUAUCAUGUCAACCUAGGAAGUUUGAUAUAUUUCAUGGUAGCACCAACAUUAUGUUAUCAGCUUAGCUAUCCUCGUACUGCAUUCAUUCGGAAGGGAUGGGUACUUCGUCAACUUAUUAAAUUGGUUAUUUUUACUGGUGUGAUGGGCUUUAUCAUCGAACAGUACAUGAAUCCCAUUGUUAAGAACUCUCAGCAUCCUUUGAAAGGGAAUUUUUUGAAUGCACUGGAAAGGGUCUUGAAGCUGUCCGUGCCAACUUUGUAUGUUUGGCUAUGCAUGUUUUAUUGUUUUUUCCACCUAUGGUUAAAUAUACUUGCGGAGCUUCUGCGUUUUGGUGAUCGUGAAUUCUACAAAGAUUGGUGGAAUGCUAAGACUGUGGAAGAGUAUUGGAGAAUGUGGAAUAUGCCAGUUCAUAAAUGGAUGAUCCGCCACAUUUACUUUCCUUGUCUGCGGAAUGGAUUACCAAAGGGAGUUGCAAUUAUGAUUGCUUUCCUUCUUUCAGCACUAUUUCAUGAGUUAUGCGUUGGCAUCCCUUGCCGUAUCUUCACAAUGUGGGCCUUUAUUGGCAUUAUGUUUCAGGUUCCUUUGGUGAUUAUUACCAGUUAUCUUCAACACAAGUUUCAAAAUAACAUGGUGGGGAAUAUGAUCUUCUGGUGCUUUUUUAGCAUACUUGGACAACCAAUGUGCGUUCUACUUUAUUACCAUGAUCUGAUGAACCAGAAAGAGCGAACAAAGUAAUUCAAAUGUUGGAAAGGCUUAAAGGUGUUUUGAAACCUGAAAUUCUCUCUGCAAAGUGGAUGGAAGGGGCACAGCGCUGAACUGGUUCCUGCAUUGCUGGCUACCAUUCGUAGGCAUUGAGGUGGCAUGCUCCUACUGUGUCAACCAUUUGAGUGUUACAGUGUGAUACAGAUAAAUUUUUGCACGAUUCAGUAGCAAAAGAAAUCAUCAUACACCAGGUGAGAUUCUGCUUAGAAAAGCUACAUCAAAGGCACUGCAUGUUGUUACAUCACAUGCUGAUGUUUCCUGUCACUUUUUUUGUUUGGUGGUGGUUGCUUUGCACAACUACAUCCUGUAGAUAUAUCUCUCUUGCACAUGUUUAUAAAGGUUAACUCUUGCAUACAUAUGCGCUACUGUCUCCAUGAGACCAGCUUUUAAAUGUAGUGGACUGCACCACAUUGAGAUGCAUAUUUACCAUGCUGUCUCUUCUCUGUCCUUGUAAAACCCCUUUGAUCCUGCUGAUUUUAGAUGGUUCAGUUUUCUAGAAGGUUCUGAAUUAGUUUCCUUCUGCUUCUAGGCACUUUGUAACUAAACCAUGUAUGUCUAAUAUCUGGAAAUUUUGGUGGGUGUGCUCAUUGAGUAUCCUUCGCCUAAGGUAUUUGAAAUACGUUGAUGGGUGUUUGAAAUGGGUUU
Nymphaea colorata (pocket water lily) is the source of this 2258-nucleotide messenger RNA. RefSeq names its product diacylglycerol O-acyltransferase 1-2. Gene Ontology annotation, biological process: triglyceride biosynthetic process. The transcript has 16 exons. Bases 84 to 1586 code for a protein of 500 amino acids. Gene Ontology annotation, molecular function: diacylglycerol O-acyltransferase activity. Gene Ontology annotation, cellular component: chloroplast envelope; endoplasmic reticulum membrane. NCBI's taxonomy places the organism in Eukaryota, Viridiplantae, Streptophyta, Magnoliopsida, Nymphaeales, Nymphaeaceae. The record is from RefSeq and is a predicted model, not a curated record.